Molecule: messenger RNA, 1264 nt
Organism: Dioscorea cayenensis subsp. rotundata (Guinea yam)
Lineage: Eukaryota; Viridiplantae; Streptophyta; Magnoliopsida; Dioscoreales; Dioscoreaceae
Exons: 4
Coding region: 381-929 (182 amino acids)
Source: RefSeq, a predicted model, not a curated record
AGAGCGAGCGAGCGAGCGGGGGGGAACGAGAGAAAAGAGUAAAGGAGCUCCUCUCUCGCCCUCGCCUUAGGUCUCGCUUCCCUUUUUGUUGUAGAUCUUUGAUUCUUAUAGGUUUGUGGUUUAGGUUUUUUUCUUUUUUUCUUUUUUUUUUUAGCUUUUGGUUGUUGGUCUUUGUUAUUUGGUGUUGGAUUUUGGUGGAUUUGUGAGAGGAUUAGGGUUUGUGGUUGUGGUUUCGGGCGGAAUUGAAGGCGGCUGGAGUUUUGGAGACGGAUCUGGCGGUUUAAGCUUCGGUUCAGAUGCAAGUUAUGGUAUAGAUCUGUAACAUGGAACCAUUCACCAGAUUGAUCUGUUGAAUUUUUUAUGUCUCAGAGACUGUCAAGAUGGAGGGUUGCCCAGCUAGAUUUGGUGCCAUUAGCCAACUAUUUCCAGAACAAGCAUCUGAGAUCAAAUCAAGAUUUUGGCAGAAUGGUUAUCAGGCACACACGAGAACAGAACUCAUCUGCCCUGAACCUCGUCGGGCGACUCGGGCUCCCUAUGUCUUGGAUGGUCUCAACAGAUCCUGCUCCCGGCCAAAGGGUAUGAUGCAAAUGCAUCGAGGGGAAUUUGAGAUCUUGGACAUAAUCUUGAACAAGCAGGAUGAUGGAGAUCUAGAUACAGGCAACCAAAUGAGCUUCUUCUGCGGCUCACCUCCUGUUCGCACAAGCAAUCCCAUUGUCCAUGAUGCAGUCUUCAUCAAACAAUCCCUUUGUCAAGUCUCUCCUCUGGGGCCGAUCUCCCCAGGGUCAAAGCUCUCAUUAGCAAGAACGGAAAGGGUGGAACGAGGAUCCCCGUCCUGUGGUUCUUCACUCGGGACGAAGCCCAAGGUGCGAAUUGAAGGAUUCACUUGCGGAAACUCAGAGCCGCACUGCGUGGUUCCUGCCUUUGCUUGACCUUUAGAAUGUGACCUUUUUAACAAUCUGUGUGCUUAUGCCGGAAAAGUUAGUCCGGUGAGCCUUCUGUGUCUUGUAAAUAGGUUUGAAGUUGUCCUCACCUUUCGAGUGUUGUCGUCUUGUAAAUAGUCCAGAGAUCGGUGUUUUUUGUGGUUCUCGCUUGCUCAUCUGUGUCGAUGAAAGCCUGCAGCUGAAGUUUGUCAGUUGGAGUUAAACAAACUCCCAACUCUACCAUGCAACUCUUUGUACAUAUACUUCCUUUUGUAUUGCAUUCGAAGUUGGAAUGUUUUUCGUAUUUUUUUUUCAUAUUCCAGAAGAGAAACGUUCUUGAGUCA